This is a messenger RNA of Anopheles funestus (African malaria mosquito), 4478 nucleotides long. RefSeq lists its product as uncharacterized. The record is from RefSeq and is a predicted model, not a curated record. NCBI's taxonomy places the organism in Eukaryota, Metazoa, Arthropoda, Insecta, Diptera, Culicidae. The transcript has 2 exons. Bases 894 to 3608 code for a protein of 904 amino acids.
CUGGUCUCAUUUGAACGGUCGCAAAGUCAGCGUGAAGCGUGCUGCCGAAGGCACGCACAUUAAGUUUGUUUGGUUAGUGGUUUGUUUCUUUCGGUGCACUAAAAAAGCGAUUCAGUUUUGGGAGGACAUUCCCUGGACAGUGUGGUUAUAUCCCUGUGCUCAAGUGCUUAUUCAAACAAAAAACUCCCUGUCUGCGCUUCUAACAGACGUGUGUGCACUGUUGUGUUUGGUGUGUAACGUAAAAAGGAUAUGUGAUCGAUGCCGUGCUCCUGGUUCGCUUCGUAACCAAAUCCGAUCAUCAAUCAAUACCGCUCGGCUGAUGAAGGAAUAACAAACGCGAGCCAAGAAAAAGAAAAGACAUAACGCCUUGUAACGCUUCAGUUUUUCCGGCUCACAAAUAAAAAGGACUUGUGGAGCGAAGAAACAGUAAAUCCUUUUCAAGGGUGCAAUCAAAAGCAAAACAGUGAAUCGAUCAACUUGGAUUUAAUCCUACCGUGUGUGUAUGUGUGUGUAUGUGUACUGUGGUGUAACGAAAGGACAAAAUAUUUGCGCGCUUGCGAAUCCUUUUACUUCGGUUAUCAAUCAAUCAAUCCACCUACAAUCAACCAAAACUAAGUGUUUGGUACAAAAGGUGACGUGCAUUGGCGGUGACGGUGGUAAACAAGUGUAACCAAAACUCUCGACCGAAAAGAAACCCUCGACAUUUUGGUUGACUUGGUACUUAGAGGUGCUAUGUGACAAAAGUAUGUGCUUGAAGGUGAACAACAAACAGCAAAGAUUCUAAAGUGUAAGCGUUUUGUAACGCUUCCUAGCCGGCACCGUACACGAUUGGUGGAUUUGAGGCCUUUGGAAGCACUCAUUACGGUGAAUUAGACCAGACGAGAUCCCAAACGAUGGGAUACACAUCGCAUCCCAAGUAUUGUUUCCCGAGCAAAGGUCGAGAGAGCGCCAUGAUAGUAGCGUUGCUGUUUGUCGCCUGCUGCACCGUGUCAUAUCCGUCUGUGGCGGCGAUUACGACGACGGACGCGUUAGUGGAGGCAACACACACAACGCUUCCAGUAACGCUUGGUGAGCGGGAACUGGACACGACACCGGACCAUUCGGUUGAUUUGAGCGAAGCGGAGACAAAGGACCCAACGCAACGGUUCGAGAUCAUCAAGCAGAUCCGCAAGGUGAACCAAGAUGGAUCGUAUACGGUCGGGUACGAGGCUGAGGAUGGUACGUUUAAGAUCGAAAGUCGGGAUGUGCUCGGUAACAUCAAGGGUACGUACGGGUAUAUUGAUGCGAACGGUGACAUUAAGCGUGUGUCGUACGGUGGUCAACCGACCCAAACGAUCCCGAUGGUAUCUACGCCACCGACAACCGAUGAGGAGAUCGUACACAUACCGCCAAGGUUUAACCGUACCCAGCAUCUUCUGAUGCCGACCACCCGCCGGCCACCAAACUAUCAUCCACCGCAGCAGCUGCAGCAUCAUCAGCAUCUGCACCACAAUCCACAGCACGCCAGCACACUCCGCCCGAGCGUCAUACAGACGAUACCGCGCAAACGCCACGGUUACACAUCGGCCUCCACCACAGCAACACCGAUGACGAGUACCGCGAGCACAACGCUAGCAAUGAACGGUGGUGGUAGCAGCACAUCCACAACGACCACGACAACGACCACUACGGAGAGCACGGUCACAUCGGCCGCGACCGAAACUGGCGGCCAUUUGGCAGCAUCGUUCGGUGAACCUACGGCGGCUUCGACGCACACCUCCACACUGCACACCAAACCCGGCACGCUGCUAAUAAUCCGUCCAACACCACUACCGUACCAGACAGGCAAGACGGCUGAACAGCUAGCCCGUCCCGAGCGGCUCGAAGCGGCCAAGUACACGCACGCACCGCCGUCGAAAAAACCCGUCCGUGGUAACUUCCUGCGCCGACAGCUUGCACCAGCGGUGAGCGAGUCCGGCGAGCAGUAUGAAGCCCAACCGCAGCAAAUCAUCUACGGCCAGUCGGCGGCUGACGGUGAGCUGAGCAGCAUCUUUGCCGGUGGGGCGAAACCACUCUACACCACCCAUCCGACACCGCGCAUACCAGCCGCCGUACUGGCCGCACGUCAGCGAGCCGCCCACAUCCAGAGCGUACUGCAAUCACAAUCCACACCCGGUGCGCUGCCCGAGCGGCUCACGACGGAGCGUGUGUACGUGAAGCAACCACCCCGACCACAGGCAGCCAACGGACACCGGCACGAACCGGCUCCGAUUCUCUACGAAACCUCCACCGAACCAAGCUCGGAACACAGCUACGUUACCGAUGGGCCUGCGUCUUCCUCCGUGGUGCAGAUACCGGCCGCCAACCGUGUACUGGCGGCAAACGAAGCCGAAGCUCAUGCCGAAGAACGGCGUCCCAUUUUCCGCCCGCGUCCGAUUGAGUUUCGCCCACGGGACGAUAGUGUCUCUCCUGCACCGGGACGGUUCCGCACACCGUACGGACUACCGCCACCGUAUGCACGAUCGUUUACACCACUGCCACCACCGCAGGAAUCGGCGUACGGUGGCCGCGUUGCCCCCAUCCCCGAUGUCGACGACAAGGAUCGUGAGGCGGAUGAGCCACAGCACCAACACCUAAACAGCAUCCUACCCUACCGACAGCAGCGUCGCCUCAACGGUGGUCUUAACCUUUCGCCGGGAGAUUCCAAUUACCAGCAACAGCAGCAGCAACCGCUUGGUGCGACCCAGCAACAGCAACACUCUUACCCGGUUCCGGUACCGUACAACCCGGCACAGUAUUCACCGCACGUAGGUGGGCGAAUUCCUUCCAAUCCGUACUAUUACGACAUUCCACCGGAGCGUCCGCUGACGGCGCGUGACUUCGAGCGCAUACUGCAGGUGCUCAUCUUCCGCCAUCAGCAGCAGCAGGUUGCCCAGCAGGUCUCUCGCUAUCGUCUCGGUGGCGGCUAUGGUGGUUACAAUGGUGGAUACCCGUACAAUCCUUACUUCCCGGGACCAUCACCGUCACCGUACGGGCUCGGUGGACCAUACCUCGGCGGUGGCUACCCACAGCAACAGAUCCCACGACCACCAAUUCCCUUCCCGUAUGGCGGUGGACCAUACGAUGGGCAGGGCUAUCAGAAUCCACUCUACAGUCCCUCGGCACCGAGUGCAAAUGUGCGCGGUGGUGCAGAUGGUGGCCAACCGGAUGCGGACGGUGGGUACGGCACAGUGUUGCCAGCCGCAGCCCGUCGCAACGGUCAGUACUAUCAGCCAGGGCUGGAUGCCAGUGCCCCAUCAGGAACGCUCCGAUCUGCCGACUAUCUGCCGCCGGAAGUACGUGAAAGUCUACUCUACCGUAUGCUGAUGCUCGCUAUACAAGCACCCGGCUCUGGUGAGGUACUCCCAUUGUCAGCACCAACCGGUCCGUCCAACCAACAGCUACCGCUUCACCAUCUCCAAGGUGCAUCGUCGAUGCCACGACCACAAGCGCAACCAAACCACCGGGACCACCAGACCCCGGGACAAGGUCGUCCAGAUGGGCAGAGUACGGUAACGGCAGCCGCCACCAUGCUACCGAUGUACAGCAAAAAACCCGUACGAAGUGUACAAAUUCUCGGCGAAGAGUGAAACAGGACGGCACCAAGUUCCAUCCAUUCAUCCCACCCAUGCACAUCCCGUGAUGUACUGUAGAGCUGUUGGUUGGUAUAGUGUGUGUACAAGAUUAGGCUGUUAGACUAGGGUGUCCCGAACGAGUGACUUGGGUUGUGGUACAGCCGCCGCAAUAUGGCUGUAACCGUCCCGUUAAAAGUUUUCUCCUUGUGUAGCAUUUAGUUUUUGUUGUAUUUGUUUUUUUUUUUUGCUUGAUGACCUAUUGGCCACACCGACACCAGUAGAAUAAGAUGUACCAAAGUUUAUUUCUCACGUCACAAAAACCACAACCGCACGAAUAUUAAAUUAAAUGCAAGGCUGUCAUUCUCAUGACGUGCUGCAUGCUGGUUGUAUUUUGCCUUUUAAACAUUCCAACAAUGUCGUUUUUCUUUUGCGUUUUUUGGUAACAAUGAAUGAAACCAGCCGAAACGAGAUGAUCCUUCUGCAGUCGAUAAGUAUUUUCCGCGAUUGUAUCUGCUUCUAACGUUAGGUAAAAUGUGCAAUCGAAAGCAACGCUGCGCUUCAAAAUUGUUACAAUGUUCGAGCUGCUUUCAAUCAAUAAAACAAAACGAUCAGAUUUAUGUGUAAGAUUUUUUUGGUUUUCUUGUUCUAUUCACGGAAAAGCUCCGGUAAGUAUUCCUAUUCUACAGUGAGGCAGACGAACACCUGUCAGAGCCAUUGCUACUUGGGAACUUUUUUUUUGCUGGGUUAGAACGGCCUGGCCGUAUCAAGACUUAUUUUACCACGUAGCAGGAUAGUCAGUCCAUGCUACGGGGGGACGGUCCGGAUGGGAUUUGAACCCGGUCCUGCCGUGUGGACGGGCGCCGUUCUUCACAUGCACCACCGGGC